This is a messenger RNA of Lodderomyces elongisporus, 546 nucleotides long. RefSeq lists its product as uncharacterized. The transcript has a single exon. Lineage: Eukaryota; Fungi; Ascomycota; Pichiomycetes; Serinales; Debaryomycetaceae. The coding region runs from base 1 to 546 and encodes 181 amino acids. The record is from RefSeq and is a predicted model, not a curated record.
AUGCCAAACAUUCAAAUAACAAGCCGAUCCAAAAGCGCAGAGCCACCAUUUACAGACAGUCAACUUAUCAAAAUAAUAAAUGACAACCAUCAACUAUCUUCAGCUGCGGAAUUGAUUGCAAAAAUUGGUAAAGAGUUGGACCGCAUCUCUUCAAAGCAUAAGUUUAUCAUCCAAUAUACUCAGUUGAAACUCGAAUCUACAAAUGUGGAUGUCGAUAUCUGUACGGACUUUGUCGCGUACUGGGAUUCUACUAAAGACGGAUGUGUCACUGUUGAAGUUCUGAGUUCAAGUGAAGCCAGAGAAGAGAACCAGAUAGGAGAAUUGACAUCCGAAAAGCAAAUACUUGAUGAAGCUCACCUGGAACGAAUUGACGAUUCAGAGGUGGUUGAAGAUUUGUUAGUUGAGAACCAAAAAACAGUAAACAUGAGUAGUGGAGGUGAUCUUAACGCUGCAACACCAAAAGAACGGAAUCCAAUAGUAUCACCCGUUAACAUCAACAAGUUUUUUAACCUGUUGCUUCUCACGAUUUAUUGGCUAAGCAUAUAG